This is a messenger RNA of Plasmopara halstedii, 2088 nucleotides long. RefSeq names its product elongator complex. The transcript has a single exon. NCBI's taxonomy places the organism in Eukaryota, Oomycota, Peronosporomycetes, Peronosporales, Peronosporaceae. Gene Ontology annotation, molecular function: acyltransferase activity, transferring groups other than amino-acyl groups; iron-sulfur cluster binding. Gene Ontology annotation, cellular component: cytoplasm; elongator holoenzyme complex; nucleus. The coding region runs from base 1 to 2088 and encodes 695 amino acids. Gene Ontology annotation, biological process: tRNA wobble base 5-methoxycarbonylmethyl-2-thiouridinylation. The record is from RefSeq and is a predicted model, not a curated record.
AUGACCGACGUGCAGCCACAAUCCUCCGAUUCUGACGACAAACACUCGCCUGAAAUCGCUUGCAGGUCUAAUGAACCUGAUCGCGCUUGGUCUACCGCAAUUACUAGUGAGUCAAUUAUGUCUCAACGCAUGCAAGGUGCAGAUAUUGAGUCGAUCCAGCUACCCAACAAGUCCGACGUGAACGAUCCCGCGACAUAUAAACGCAGUCAAGACUCCAAUUGGAAAAACAAAGGACUAGAUGACAUUUAUAGCAUGUGGGAUAAACUGGUACCUGUAAAUGAUUUGCCCAAGUUCGAAGAAAUGGGUCUCUUUUUGGUCGAGCAUAACCCUCAGACAGCUCGUGAGCUCGAAAAAGUAUUUGUUCUGUUGCGACGAAAAUUUAAGUGUCUUCCUAAAAAGUCCCAAAUGAAGUUCGCGCUGAAUGUCUUAGUACAGAAGGGUUUAGCUCCAAAAGGCCUUGCACUGGAAAAGUUGUUGGUGAAAAAAGCGUUAAAGAGUCAAUCAGGUGUCCUUGUUGUUACGGUGCUCACGAGUCCAUAUCCCAUGGUUAAUGGGAAAAAGCAGAAGUUUAGCUGCCAAUGGAAUUGCUACUACUGUCCAAAUGAGCCUGACCAGCCCAGAAGCUACUUGCAUGACGAGCCAAGUGUCCUGCGAGCGAAUCGUAACGAUUUUGACCCAGUAUUGCAGUUUUGCGAUCGCUGUGUGACGCUUGCAAUGAAUGGCCAUCCAGUAGACAAAAUCGAGCUUCUUGUACUUGGUGGUACAUGGGCGAGUUACCCUAUCGAGUACCAGGAAAACUUUAUCAGGGAUUUGUUUUACGCGGCUAAUACUUUUUUCGACAGAGAGAAACGACAGCGACACAGUUUGGAAGCUGAAAAGCUAGAGAAUGAAACAGCGGCAGUGAAAAUUAUUGGCAUCACGCUUGAGACGCGUCCAGAUUGCAUUACGCCCGACGAGCUGCGUCGAUUCCGUCGAUAUGGAUGUACACGUGUACAAUUGGGUAUUCAGCAUACAGACGAUACUAUUUUAAAGAAGAUCAAUCGAGGACACACACUUAAAGAGGCAGUGCAAGCCUUAAAACUCCUUCGUGACUGUUGCUAUAAAACAGAUAUCCAUUUAAUGCCAAAUCUACCUGGUAGUGACCCAGAAAAAGAUCGUGCGAUGUUUGAUUACGUACUACAUUCGCCCGACUUGCAGGCAGAUCAGUGGAAAAUUUAUCCUUGUGAAAUCACACCAUGGACGGUAAUUAAAAAGUGGUACGAUCAAGGCAGCUAUGUGCCGUACGGAGACGAAGAUCUUAUUGAAUUGCUGAUAGAUGUCAAGGCUCAAGUGCAUCCAUGGAUUCGUCUGAAUCGAGUGAUUCGCGAUAUUCCUAGCCAAUACAUUUUAGGAGGAAUGGAUGAACCGAAUUUGCGUCAAGUAAUUGGAAUUAAAAUGUUGGAGCGAGGAACACCGUGCAAGUGUAUUCGGUGUAGAGAGGUUAGAACAGAUGAUGCAGCCAUCGCAUCUGCUGAAUGCGUCGUUCGACAGUACAAAGCCAACGAGGGUGAUGAGUACUUUAUCAGUUUUGAAACUUCAGACCGUUCAAAAAUUUGUGGUUUUGCUCGCUUGCGUCUUUCGCCGACUUCCGGUGGUGGUAUCUUUCCGGAGCUAGAAGGCGCUGCAUUGGUCCGGGAACUUCACGUUUACGGUCAACUUGUGGCAGCCACUACCAAGUCAAAGACGAAAACCAGUGAAUCUUUGGUUGUCACGAAGAGCUCGCAUGCGCAACACACGGGCUUUGGUACACAAUUGAUGAUCAAAGCGGAAGAGAUUGCUCGAGCCCAUGGAUACAAAAAGAUGGCUGUGAUUGCGGGUGUAGGUGUCCGAAACUUUUACAGACGAUUGGGAUUUGAAAUAGAGGGAGAAGGGGAACUGAUGAUCAAGCACCUGGACGAACUGCCGCCAACAAACGUGUGGUCAAAAACAACCUCGUUUGUGAGUCACAGUUUUGGUAGAAUUUAUGCAGACAGCCAGCUCCGUACAGCUGCUACAGUGGGAGUUCUGAUUGUUGGUGUGGCGGCAGCAACUUUUUUUCGUAAGAAGUAG